Messenger RNA from Anopheles gambiae (African malaria mosquito), 1642 nucleotides. RefSeq names its product alpha-amylase 1. The transcript has a single exon. Gene Ontology annotation, molecular function: alpha-amylase activity; cation binding. The record is from RefSeq and is a predicted model, not a curated record. NCBI's taxonomy places the organism in Eukaryota, Metazoa, Arthropoda, Insecta, Diptera, Culicidae. The coding region runs from base 77 to 1567 and encodes 496 amino acids. Gene Ontology annotation, biological process: carbohydrate metabolic process.
CACUGGCCGGCUAGCGUAAACAAUCGAAAACAAUUUUACAACUGCUGCUGCUGUUUGCUGUGUGUCUUGUAGCGUCAUGCGUGCUGCCGUAGUGCUGCUAGCGGCGUGUGCCACCCUAGCGGCGGCCCAGUUCAACACCCACCAGUGGGCCGACCGCAGCGGCAUCGUGCAUCUGUUCGAGUGGAAAUGGGACGACAUUGCGGCGGAGUGCGAGAACUUCCUGGCGCCGCGCGGUUACGCCGGCGUGCAGGUGUCGCCGCCGACCGAGAACGCCGUCAUCGGCGGUAACUUCCGGCGCCCCUGGUGGGAACGGUAUCAGCCGAUGUCCUACCGGCUGGAGACGCGGUCCGGCUCGGAGGCCCAGUUCGCGAGCAUGGUGCGCCGGUGCAACGAUGUCGGCGUGCGCAUCUACGUCGAUCUGGUCAUCAACCACAUGGCGGAUCUGGUGGGCGGUGGCGGUACGGCGGGCAGCACGGCCAACCGGCCGAACUUCUCCUUCCCGGGCGUGCCGUUCAGCGUGACGGACUUCAAUCCGCCCUGCAUCAUCACGAACUACAACGAUCCGAUCAUGGUGCGCAACUGCCAGCUGGUGAGCCUGCCCGACCUGAACCAGGGCGUGCCGUGGGUGCGCGACAAGAUCGUCGAGCUGAUGAACCACCUGAUCGGGCUGGGUGUGGCCGGGUUCCGGGUCGACGCGGUCAAGCACAUGUGGCCCGGCGAUCUGCAGGCCAUCUACAGCCGGAUGGCCAAUCUGCCAACGUCGCACGGCUUCCCGCCGAACGCACGGCCCUUCCUGACGCAGGAGGUGAUCGAUCUGGGCGGCGAGGCGGUGACGCGCGACGAGUACACGCACCUCGGCACCAUCACCGAGUUCCGCCAUUCGGCCGAGAUUGGGCGCGUGUUCCGGGGACGCAACCCGUUCCGGCACCUGACGAACUGGGGCACCGGCUGGGGCUUCCUGCCGUCCCAUCUCGCACUCGUGUUCAUUGACAACCACGACAACCAGCGCGGCCACGGUGGCGGUGGCUCGGACGUGCUGACGUACAAGGUGCCGCGCAACUACAAGAUGGCGACCGCGUUCAUGCUGGCCCAUCCGUUCGGCAUCGUGCGCGUGAUGAGCUCGUUCUCGUUCAGCGACUCGGAGCAGGGGCCGCCGCAGGACGCGAACGGCAACCUGCUGUCGCCGACCUUCAAUCCGGACAACUCGUGCGGCCCGGGCUGGGUGUGCGAGCACCGGUGGCGCCAGAUCUACAACAUGAUCGGGUUCCGGAAUGCCGUCGCCGGCACGCAGAUCAACGACUGGUGGGACAACGGCAACUACCAGAUGGCGUUCUGCCGCGGGGCCCGCGGCUUCAUCGCGUUCAAUCUCGAGUCGUUCGAUCUGAACCAGAGCCUGCAGACGUGCCUGCCGGCCGGCACGUACUGCGAUGUGAUUUCGGGCGACCUGGUCAACGGUGCGUGCACGGGCAACACCAUCACGGUCGGUGGGGACGGACGGGCGCAGAUUGUGCUACCCGCCAACGCGUACGACGGUGUGCUGGCCAUUCACAUCAACUCGCGCGUCUGAGUCAGGGAGAGGUUUGUGUAGAGUUUAUGAAUAAAAUUAAUCGAAAUGCUUUACUCGCUUAGCUUAACAUGCAAA